CUCAUGCUCCAGGCCCUGGCUCUCGGCCCAGACACUGUUGACUGUUCCAUGGAAACCCUGGCCUCUGUUUGGGGCCAUGACCCCAUUGACCUCAGCGACCUCGGAGAGCAGCGUGACGAGUCAUCGCCCGAAUGGGGCUCUUCUUUCUCCAAGAGUCCAAUUUGUCAAGAAUGCCCUGCCCUGCUCCAGGACACUCUGCUGCAGAGGGAGGAGGAGCUGGCCAGGCUGCAGGAGGAGAACAACAAGCUCAGAGCAUUCCUCAAUUCCUCCUUUGUGAGAAACCUGGAACAAAAGGCAAAGAAACUAACUGCUGAUGGGAGGAGGAAGCUGAAGAGAAGCCUGGCUUGCUUUGACAGUUUCUGUGGUGAUCAGCGAGCGCCCCCCCAACAAAUCAGCAAAAGAGUCUGCAGGAACCUCACUGCCCAGUUCUGCUCUGAGUCUUUAGAGACAUCUGCUUGCUCAGAACCAAACCUGGACCUCUGGGUCCUUCGAACUCUGGGACUGAAGGAUCGGGACACCAUCGAUACAUCCGAGGAGUCCUCCUCUGAGUGGAGCCUCAGGAGUUUGGUUUACGAUACUGCCGUCAAUCCAUCCUCAUUCCCAGAAUGCAAUCCCAACUCUUCUUUCGGCCCUCCGGUCAUCACAUCCACAGACACUUCAGUCCACAGUUACUGUCAAAGAGCAACACAUGAAACCAGCUGUAGGUACAGUGCUGCUGAAUGCCAAGAAGCAAACUGUGAAAAUCCUCCUGAGUCAGCUUCAAACUGCCCAGACGACUUCACUGCCGCUCGAGUGAGCACACAUUACGAGUUUCCUGAAGCCACGACCAGGACCUACAGCGCCCCGUCUGCUGAGACCUGUUCUCUCACUGCCUUCAGUCAACUCCAAAAUCCUGCUGACCAUCACUCUUACUGGUCUUCACUACAAGAAACCCAGACACCAUCACAAGACACGAUCCAGUUCAACCCACCAGCAGAAAGAGUCUUCCCCCCUCCCGUGUUGCCUUCAGGUGCAGACCAACCCAGGAGUUCUGCUAGUGGCUUCAUUCCAACGAGCCCAUGUCAUCCUCCGGCAGCCCCACAUACGCCUCGCAACCGGACAGAUUUGGCAUUCAGCAUGUCCCUCAGUCCGUCCAGCAGCGUCAAGACCCACAGCUUCCCCCAGGGACAGGCCUUUGUCAGAAAGGACGUGGAGGGCCGGUGGAACUUUACCUGGGUUCCCAGACAAGAACCGUAG
Molecule: messenger RNA, 1236 nt
Organism: Neolamprologus brichardi
Lineage: Eukaryota; Metazoa; Chordata; Actinopteri; Cichliformes; Cichlidae
Source: RefSeq, a predicted model, not a curated record